This is a messenger RNA of Cydia fagiglandana, 3071 nucleotides long. Its product is annotated as protein I'm not dead yet-like. Gene Ontology annotation, molecular function: succinate transmembrane transporter activity; citrate transmembrane transporter activity. The record is from RefSeq and is a predicted model, not a curated record. Lineage: Eukaryota; Metazoa; Arthropoda; Insecta; Lepidoptera; Tortricidae. Gene Ontology annotation, cellular component: membrane. Bases 1 to 1722 code for a protein of 573 amino acids. The transcript has 14 exons. Gene Ontology annotation, biological process: transmembrane transport; citrate transport.
AUGUAUCGUUUUAUGCGCAGUCGGAGGAAGGAGGAGCGCGCGCCCGUGGGGCGCGGCGGCGGGCUCCUCAACGCGCUCAAGAACAGCUGGCGGGGGCUGCUCUCCUUCGUCCUGUGUAUCAUCUGUCUUGGCGCGCUAUGCCAGCCGGUUAUGGAAGGCAAAAACACUUUGAUAGCAAUAUGGCUGUGUAUGUUCGUGCUCAUGCUGAUCCGGCCCGUGGCGGUGGGCGCGAGCGCGCUGGUGCCCAUCUUCGCCUGUCCCAUGCUGGGGGUACUACCUAGUGAUGACUGCUGCGGCUCUCUUAUUAACGAGAACAUAAUGAUGUUCUUUCUCGGCGGAUGGCUACUCUUAUUGCUGAACAACUGUGGCAUGGACAAGAGGAUUGCCUGCCUCAUUCUGUGUUCAGGAGACAAGAAGGCGUAUACGCCGCUAAAGUUGCUCUUAAAGUGCUGUAUGGCUGCUUUCUGCAUUUCGGCGAUUGCUGAAAGGGAUUUAACAACACAAGCAAUAAUGAAGUAUGUUAUAGAGGCGCUAGAACCUCUUAAGGCAGUGAAAAAUGAAGCUAAUUUCUUGGAGUUAAAGAACAUUCUGUGCAACGCUAUAGCUGUAUCUUCGCUUCUCGGUAGUAUGUGCUUCGUGCAUGGAUCUCUUACGACGUUACAGCUCAGGUCAAUGUAUGCCGAACCCACAGUAAAGGACACGGAGUUCCCUGACGUGUUCAACUUCCUCAACUACAGCGCCUACGCCUUCCCCACCGUUAUCGUUAUGCUCAUACUCAACACUAUCUAUGAGGCGGUUUUGGUCAAGGUAUUGGCGGCAAAGAAAACAAUGAGUGCUUUAAGCACAGAAAAAUUACAACAAUCUUUCGCCAAAAAUAAAAAGGAUCUUGGACCUUGGACUAAACAUGAAAUGGUUUCCACGUUUUUCCUUGUUGUUAUCAUGGCAUGUUUCUUCACCCGCUGGUCCCCUUGGCUCAACAUGGGCUGGGCCACCUUCCGCCAGUACGGCGGCGAGGCCCCAGAUCUGUGCGCAGUAAAGGAUGCCACUACAGCAGCUAUAUUCGUUGUCCUUUUACAUUUCCUGCCAAAAUCGCUUAAUUUCUUGAAAAUAUGGACGGUCAAAAGGCACGGAGAUUUGCCGCCGAUGAAAGUUGAAUCUGGAAUAUUGUUCUGGAAGUUUGUGGAUAAGAAUACCGAUUAUUCCCUGUUCUUAGUUUUCGGCGCCGGCUCGACAAUUUAUAAAGGCAUCUUCAAGACGCACCUCGAGGAAGGCCUGCCCAACAGCGGCGGCAACGACAUCACCGGCAUGGCCUGGUACGGGGGCAUCUUCAUCGUGGUGCUCGUGUCGGUGGUCCUCGGGAGCGUCAUGACGGGCAUGGCGGCGCAGGCUUGCCUCAUGCCUCUCAUGUUGGCUAUGGCAAUGACGGGGCAGGGCAAGUGGCCCGGCCGGCGGAACCUCGUGGCGCUCGGCGUGGGGCUGGGCACGGGCCUGGGCUUCUGCCUGCCCUUCGAGCACACGCCCAGCGCCUUCGUCAGCAAGACGGCUAAGGUCCAGCUUAAGAAGCAGAUAAUGUACUCGAUCGCGAGCUCAAUAAUCUGCAUGAUCGUGCUCUGGCUGAGCCUCUGUUUCUACGCGCCCGUGCUGUGGGAUCCCGAGGACAAGGGCAUCGUGACCCAGGCGCUGCCGGGAGGAGAGACGACUCCUGCACCAGCAGCUCCUUAGAACUCUAUACACUCCAAAGGCAGUCACAGUACUGCAUGGUGAUUAAAGCGCCUGGUGCGCGUCUACUCCGCGUGGACUACGGGGUGCCUAGCCAAGGUGACAAUCGCGACCGCUACGAAAACGAAACUCUUUGUGACUCUCUAUCAAUUUUCCACAUUAGUGCGACAGUGAUAGUUGAGCGUUCGCUACGGAGUGUAAUAAACGAUUGGCAUGUUGGCUACGCAUCUAGAUGUGCGAGUUGCAGCUAGUUUCUUAAGAAGUCGGAAAAGUUCUCAGAAAAUUCACAGGAAACAAAGAAAACGUUGGUUUAUCUUGGAGAUUAUUUCGAUACAAAAAUAUAGAAGAUCCGAAAGUUUUCCAAGUAAAAAAUUUCACUGUUUUGAAAACUUUCCGACACCACCUCAGAGGGCCUACCGCGAAUACCGAAGUUCGCAAAUUGCGGGCAUUUUUCUCGGAUCUUUUGUUCCAAUUAAGGCGUAAUUAGAGUCACAGAGAAGGAUGCCCGCAAUUUAAGAACUUCGGUGUUCGCAUUCGCAUUCCGCCUAAAAACAAGUAUUCGAUUAUAGAAACGAAAAGGUUAUAAUAAAAUUGUGACAAGUCUUGACUGGUAUGGUCUUAUGGCACUUUUAGUGGUAGUAGCAAAGAAAGUGCUAUUACCUACGUAUCUUUUUGUGCUUGUCACAGUUUCACUUCACUUUUGAUGUUUGCCUUUCUAAAAAGUAAGUGCCGCGUUAAAACGGCAUACGUCUUGUUGGGCAAUUGUACCCGUGGGGUGUACCCGAUUUAAUUGCGUAGGUAUUUUUUGGUACCUAUGUUGGCAUCAAUGUUGAAAAAAAUUGAAAAUUGUAAAAAAAUGUAUAUUAUUUUUAGAAUUGCAAAGUCAAAGUCAAAGUCAAGAAUACUUUAUUCAUGUAGGCCUAGUAACAAGCACUUAUGAACGUUUUACAUUGCAUACGUUCUGUCCCUCUCAGGAGCAUGCAUGUGGUAAUUCUAUGGUAUAAGUGCUUUGAGCAUCCCGCGCGCUAGCCGCCUAAUAAUUUGGAAAUUAAUUUAAACUUAAUAAUGUAAACCGGGAUAAAUGUAAUUAUAGCGAAUACGUACGAUGAUUGGUCGGUUGGUCUCUAUGUUAGGUACGAGUACGUUAUAUUUCCAAGUAGCUCGGGCUUAUUAUCAAUCUAAGAUGACGGAACUCUUAUAAUUCGCGUUGUUAUAAAUAAUGUAGUAGUAAUCGCAUUUGUUCCGGUAAACCUUAGUUAUAUUUUUUUAUUUACGAGUAUGUAUGGAGAGAGUCAAAUGAAGCUUAGGCUAAUAGUUUAGUUAGCUAUUUAUUGAAUUAAAAUACGUACCUA